GUAGUUCUUAAAACAAUGUCUUGCUUGUGACACUAUGAAUUGUUUCCUUUGGGAAAAGACUACAAGAAAUGCAAUUAGGAGUUAAUUGUGCAUCGUUUUGUCAGCCCUCAUCACAAUUAAUCUACACCUGUGCUGAAGUAAAAUAAUAUUCUGUUAUGUUAACAUACAUGAAAUUGUCAGUAAGGUUAUAUCUUAUGCUUUAUAAUGAAGGCAAUAUUUUAGGACUUUGACAGACAAGUGACCAAAAAAAUUCUCCCUCUGGACCAACACGUCUAUUUGGGCAAUGCUAAUGAAGUUGUAGGCUUAAACGUAUAUGUAAUUGCUUCCAGGCAAUGAAUAAUGCACACAAUGUUCUAUCAUGAAGAUCCUAAGCUGAAUGCCCCACAGCUGUCGGCAUCAGGGAGGGCUGAUGAGAUGUGCUUGUGUGUUUCACUCCUUGCUAGAGGCCUGUUACAGCUGCAUGCCAGCCUUUUGCAAUUAUGCCUUUCCACUAAACAUGAGCCUAAAGAGGAAUGCAGGGAAAUGGGGCAGUGUGAAUGAUUAAAUGAUUAAGUGCCUCAAAGUCAGCCUCAUGACUCUCACACUGAGUGAUACAGGGUCACAUGACUUCACUACCACAUUCACAGGCUCAUAAAUGGUCCACCAGCAUAUUCUGUUCUAUAAUACUAUCAAAUUGUUAGGGGACUGAUUCUUAAGCGUUUACCUGAACAGCUUUAUGACUGCCUCAUGACUAUGAACACACUACAUGGUGUCACCAGGUAAUGAGCUUACUGCUGCUCUCCAGCUCAAGCAUGAAGGACCGUGACUCUCUGACCCUCCUGCACUAUACAAACUCUGGCAAAACAGGCCCGCAGUACCCCCCUCCUAAUCUCCACUCUCCCUCCCCAGGCCUCACCAAGUCCCAGCCCUUCUGUCUGCAGUCCAGCCAGCACCUCAUAGCCUCCAUGCAGCUGCAGAAACUCAACAGUCACUAUCAGACCCUGACUGCCUCUUCUACGGUGUCUUCUGGACCCAACAGGGGAUUCAGCAGUGCCUCAAUGAGUCCAGCACAAAUCUCUGGCCCCGGGAAUGCUCAAGGGUCUGGAAUCAUAGAUUCUGAUCCGGUGGACGAGGACGUCCUGAUGUCUCUGGUAGUGGAGCUCGGUUUGGACAGGGCUAAUGAACUUCCUGAGCUUUGGCUGGGCCAGAAUGAGUUUGACUUCAUAUCAGAUGUACCUGCUGGGUGCUGACCUCCUAAAAGAAAAUCCCCAAUCACUUUUUGGCUGCCUCCUUCUUUUUUUUUGCACCUGAGACACUGUUGGAUGGCUCAUGAAACAUGUGAGAAUUUUUUUGAAGACACUUUUUCAUGUGUAAAGACUCUUCUAGUUCAAGCUGCAGAAGUAUAGGUGACUGUACUCUCACAAUCAAAAGACUACUUGGACAACUCUAGCAGAGAGGCUCUCUUGAAACUAAAAGUCGGUAACUCUCUCUAUUCACACUGAGGUCUUGCUUGUUAUAAUCCUUUCCAAGCUCUGGUUUCAAAGUGGUGCAAGAAUUUCUCACAAGUCACCAGACAUGGAGUUAAGUCAUAAGCUUCACAUAUGGACUAGACCUCCAGCACGAGCACUACCAGACAUGGGUUUUUUUCCUUUUGUUCAUGUCUACUACAGAAACUGGCCAAUUUUUUGUAACCUUGUUGGAUUGAUGACACUUUUUUUUUUUCUUUCUUUCUUUCCUUUUUUGACUUCAGUGGUCAUUUUCACCACCUGAAAUCCAAGCUACAAUAAAAGUUGUCAAUCCACAAUACAUUUCUUUUGAAAGACAAGAUAUUCAUGCCGUCUCUAGUGGAUCUACUUCAUCUAUUGCUACCUGCCAUCUGUGGGUUCUAUCCACACGAGCAGCCGGGUGGUGUUUCUGUUCUGUAAUGGAAGGUGAUCCUGAAACCAGCAUGGGCUAGUCUUUUCCAAAAUGCAUGUCAUCGCAAGACUGCUUUCCACUGGGGUAACCUGAUCCAUCAGACAGUUUUCCAUGGUUAAAUAUAUUAAUGAUGGACGUGUCCAUUUCCUCUACUGGUAGCCCCACUUUAAGUCUAGAAAGAUUGUGAACAGCAGCAGAAACUUGACAGAUUAUUUCAAGCAAACUAAAUACUUUCGAAUAUGAACCCUAUUACAAAAGCACUAUAUUUGUACAUGUUUAAUCAAGUGUCUGUUUUUGUCUUGUAUAAGAAUAGAAACCUUUCUAGAACGAUCUAAAAGACUCUAUUGUCAUGGCUGUCUUUAGCAUUGACUAAUGCAGACCUGUGUUGAUAAAAUAAUGGAGUAAUCUCCUCUUUAUUUUGGUUUAAUAGUCCUGUAUAAAUCAUAAGUGGUGAUUGUGCUUUUUUGUUUGUUUUUGUUUAGCACUUUCCUUCCGUCUUGUGUAUUUUUCUACAAAAGAUGUGAUUACUGUUAUAUUUAAGUGAGUGUACUCUGCUAUUUUUGUUUUGCAAAAUAUACGUAAAUAAAAAGUACAGAAUUCAAACCUUUA
Molecule: messenger RNA, 2505 nt
Organism: Ictalurus punctatus (channel catfish)
Lineage: Eukaryota; Metazoa; Chordata; Actinopteri; Siluriformes; Ictaluridae
Gene: cited1
Product: Cbp/p300-interacting transactivator, with Glu/Asp-rich carboxy-terminal domain, 1
Exons: 2
Coding region: 762-1229 (155 amino acids)
Biological process (GO): regulation of DNA-templated transcription
Cellular component (GO): nucleus
Source: RefSeq, a predicted model, not a curated record